GAUUUAUUUGACCUACGUGAGCUUAUUUAAAGCUAUAGAACCCCUUUUAAAGCUAUAGAACCCCUUCGGAAAUGAUUCAACCUUAUGCGACGUGAAUGAAAGAGUGCCGUUGAUUUUGCUGGGCAUUUCAUCUGAUGGCCGUGCUUUGUUAAACACAACGAACAGUGUGAUGAAGAUGUAAAAGAAUCAUUCUCUCUUUUCAACAUUGUCAUUAUUCCCACAGAAGAAUUUGUUCUGCAUUACCUGCCAUUGGCUGCACUGUUUACGGAGUAUUUAUUUGUUUAUUUAUUAAAACGACGAUAGUAUGAGAUUGGCUCUACAAUAAUAAAAAAUGCCCUUGAGGCUGGCCGAAUGACGAUGAGCAGUAACCACAAGCAAGUUGAGGUUUCGUUUGAAGAUUCAAAUCCGCAGAAAUGGCGUCUUCCGCUCAAGGAAGAUAGUUUUCGCAGCUUCAUGGAGAAGGAAAAAAACAACGCAACCGCGCAGAAGGUUUUUGCCCGGGGUUCGCUUUUCAGCCCUUUUUUGUUUGGGAAAUUCUUCGACCCUUCUGAUGCUUUCCCACUGUGGGAGUUCGAGGCUGAUGUUCUGUUGGCAACACUUCGCUCUUCAAAUCAUCACUGCAACGUUGAUUGGCUCCAAUCCGAUGCCGAUCUUACACUAAAAGCUGAACUACCAGGAGUGGGGAACAGUGGCGUUCAGAUCUGUAUUGAAAACAGAAAAGUGUUGGAAAUCAGGGGAGUGUGGAGAGAGCAGCAAAGAGAAGGUGGAGGGAGCGACUGGAAAAGCAGCAGCCAUUGGUGGGAACAUGGAUUCGUACGGAGGAUUGAACUCCCUGAAAAUGCAGAUUGGAGGAAAAUGGAGGCUAACAUGAAUAACGACCCUAUGUUUUUACAGAUACGAAUUCCAAAGGCCGCUGCUCCGAACUCUUAAAUGUCUCCAGCAUGCAACAAUGCAGCAAAAGACUCCGAAAAUGCUUUAUGAUUCCAGAUAAAGGAUUACUAUCACAGAAGUAUGUAUAUAUUCCUGUUUGGCAACCCCAUCGCAACCACAACUUAACGGUUUGAUUAUAAAUAAAAUAAUGUAAUCAAUACUAGCUACUUACUUUAAUUCCCUAACAAUCAAUUAUAGUAACUCUUAUGUUUUCAAUCAAGAGAACAAAAACUUCUAUCCAUGUUGACAACACAAAAGGAAGCAUUAACUGCUCCCCACCCCUGCCCUCUGUCUUGCAUAUAAGUUCUGCUGGUUUGUUUUCAAGUCUAGUGUAAAGUGUAUUUGUCAGUAAUGGUAUGAUGAGACCUUUUAAAGCUCCAAACGCGAAGAUGAAAACUGAAAUAUAAACUGAAAUACAUUUGAUGCUGAAAAUUCACCAUGAGCGAUCGUAGAACGCCAGAACGGUCCAGACAAAUUGGAGACGAGCCAUAUGGAACGUUGAAUGGCCAAUUGCAAUUGGAUUGUUGGGGCUCUAGGAUCCAGACCAGGUGAAUCUGUAUCAUCCAAUUGUUGAUGUAUAGGACAUAGGUGGCAUUGCAGAUGGAUGACUUGUAUCAUGUAAAAACCAAAAGGGUGGAAAUAUGGACUUUUUGAGAGAUGCUUCACAGUUCAUACUUGGAAAGAGAAAUGGAAACAGGCUAUAUGAUUGAUGCAGAUGGUCUGUUCUUGAGUUGUAAGUCGCCGAGCCUGUUUUGCUGUGAUAGAGUAGGGACUCGAUCACAUACGAUUGAUCGAUGUAAGAGUAAAAAUGUCAAGAGCAGAAGCUCGAGUCCGAUUGGAACCCCUCUCCAAGUGAUCGGGCGUGCUAUAUUUAUGAUUUAAUGUUGCAAAAUACCUUAGCACAUGUCAUUAUGUCAAUACUUUCAACUAAAGGCAGUGACGUCAAAACUAUGAUCAUCUCUCAUUCUCUCUCGCUUGUUCUAUGUUUAAAAUUAUAUCUAAAUAGAAGUUAUGAUCC
Molecule: messenger RNA, 1948 nt
Organism: Cuscuta epithymum
Lineage: Eukaryota; Viridiplantae; Streptophyta; Magnoliopsida; Solanales; Convolvulaceae
Source: the annotation of a GenBank genome assembly